CCUAGCGUUAUUUUUUCCGACUUUUUUUGACUCGGGGAAUGAAACACAUCGGCAAAGCAGUAUUCUGUGUAAUUACCCACUCAGAAGCACUUCAAAGACUCUCCUGCAAAUCAGGUUUGAAUAUUUAACAAUUUUUAAGCUUUUAAAAUACUUGAUUUAUUGAUCGCACGAUGAGCAAUAUCAUAACACGCUCUGUCGUUUUGAAAUCAGUCUAGUCUACAGAAACUCAUACAUCUCAAAUGUAUGAUGCACAUUAUAGCCUAUAUUUGCACGAAAAUUAUAAUAUGAAUUUAUUGUAAGUAAUAUGUCAUUCAAAUACAUAAUACUUUGACCUCACGUUUCAUUCAUUUGGUUCUGUCAUAAUUAAACAGAAGUGGGAAAGACGGGGAUCCCAACAAGAAACUUUUUUUUUCUAUUACCCCCGGACCGUGAAAAUCAACAAUUGAAUCAGAGGGGGAAAAUAAAUCAGCCUUUCACCGAAAUGCCGCCGAGUCCGUUUGGCCGCCUUGGACAACAUUUGGCUCCUACCUGCGAGUGAAACACGCUAAAGUUUAACACUUGGUGAUCACUGGAAACUUUUCUUUAAAAGUCGGAAAAGAGGACAAAUGGCCGAUGAGUAGCGCGAUCAACAAUGAGGGGGGAAGAAAAAGCCGUGAGUUUUUUUUAAGGAGGUCUGCGGGCUGUUCCGCACGAUUUGAAAAUAAUCACCGUGUCAGUUUUACCUUUCUUAUGCAAACGAGGUGUCUUUGAAGGAGGGUCAUUUGGCAGGUUAGUCCAGGACGGUAGCGAAGACAGACUCAGAUCUGCAGCGCAACCGACGAGUCGUCUUGCGGAGUGUAACCGGGGACAAAUUAACGUUUCCCAAUGCAGUACAUCUAAGAAAGAUAUAAGAAACGGACGUGCAUAGAGGGAUGGAGAAAAAAAUCGCUGAAACAUCUAAAAGACUUCAAGCUUUGUGUUAGUUUUUUUUUUUAUUUAUAAUUUUUUGUAAGACCGCUUUCCAGCGUUCUGGCUGUAUGACCAUAGCGGGAUUUUGGGGAGAGAGAAGUCUCCGUCCGUUUUUGCGUGCUGCUCUGGGACAGGCUCCGUUUUCCCCGCCGCUCCUCGGAGUCCGAUCUCACAUGCACCAAAGCUACAGCCUGGGGAGCGGAUCGUCCGCCUGAUGAGAGGGACUUUUAUCGGUGCCUUCCCAGCGUGGGGCUCGGAUGUCCGAGCAGCACUCACUUCUCGGUCCCGCAUGAUAAGGCGAAUAAAGGGGGACGCUGCGCUACUUUGAUGGACUGUUUUGGGAGUUUGAUCUCUUUCGCCCUUAACCCCCCGUGGCUCUCCUGGGACAUAUAGAUGAACACGAACACUGUUGUGCCUGCAGGAAACGCAACGCAUAUCUGAGGAUAAUAGUAAUAAUUUUAAAAGCGGACAUUGCUGUGUUUGUGUUUUGAGCCGCUGUGCUACAUGAGAGAAAGCUGACGGGAUGCCUUUCCCCUCCGCACCGAGAUCGCUAUGCCUCCUCACCUUGGUGAUUGCCGGCUGCACGGCCAUCAGCUCCAUGGACCCUGACCGCCCCAGUGACGGGCGGUGCCAGCCCAUCGAAAUCCCCCUGUGCAGGGACAUUGGCUACAACAUGACACGGAUGCCUAACCUCAUGGGGCACAUGGACCAGGGUGAGGCAGCCAUAAAACUGCACGAGUUUGCGCCGCUGAUCGAGUAUGGCUGCCAUGGCCACCUGCGCUUCUUCCUGUGCUCGCUGUACGCGCCCAUGUGCACCGAGCAGGUGUCUACGCCCAUCCCCGCCUGCAAAGUGAUGUGCGAGCAGGCCCGGCUGCGCUGCUCACCCAUCAUGGAGCAGUUCAGCUUCCGCUGGCCCGACUCGCUCGAUUGUUCCCGGCUGCCCAGCAAGAACGACCCCAACAACCUGUGUAUGGAGGCCCCCAGCAAUGGCUCCGACGAGUCCCCCAAGGGCCCUCACACUCAGACCCCGGACUUCCGGCUCCACCGGCCCAACAGCGGCCAGGAGCUCCAGCUAAAGGAUGGUGGGGGUGGAGCUGGCACUGGUAGCGGUGGCCGCCGGACAUGCAGCAACCCAGACAAGUUCCACUACGUGCAGAAGAGCGAGUCGUGUGCGCCUCGCUGCUACCCCCAGGUGGAUGUGUACUGGAGCCAGGCAGACAAACGCUUCUCCCUCGUCUGGAUGUCUGUCUGGUCCAUCCUCUGCUUCGUGUCCAGUUCUUUCACGGUCCUCACCUUCCUGGUUGACCCCCAGCGCUUCCGCUACCCCGAGAGGCCAAUCAUCUUCCUGUCCAUGUCCUACUGCGUUUACUCCAUGGGUUACCUCAUCCGCCUGUUCGUGGGGGCGCACAACAUCGCCUGUGACCGUGACAGCGGCGUCCAGUACAUCAUCCAGGAGGGCCUGGAGAGCACGGGUUGCACCAUCGUCUUCCUCAUCCUCUACUACUUCGGCAUGGCCAGCUCGCUGUGGUGGGUGGUCCUCACGCUCACCUGGUUCCUGGCUGCGGGGAGGAAGUGGGGCCACGAGGCCAUCGAGGCCAACAGCAGCUAUUUCCAUCUGGCAGCCUGGGCCAUACCGGCAGUGAAGACCAUCAUGAUCCUAGUGAUGAGGAAGGUGGCCGGCGACGAGCUCACAGGGGUCUGCUACGUGGGCAGUAUGGACGUGAAGGCCCUAACGGGCUUUGUGCUCAUCCCUCUGUCAUGCUAUUUGGUUAUCGGCACGUCCUUUCUGCUUUCUGGCUUCGUGGCCCUCUUCCACAUCCGCAGGGUCAUGAAGACAGAGGGCGAAAACACGGACAAGCUGGAGAAGCUCAUGGUGCGCAUUGGCGUUUUCUCCGUGCUCUACACCGUGCCGGCCACCUGCGUCAUCGCCUGCUACUUCUACGAGAGGCUCAACAUGAGCUACUGGGAGAUCAAGGCCCGGGAGCAGAAGUGCGUGGAGGACGGAGGCUCGGAACCCGAGUCCUGCAUCAUGAAGAGCUCCAUUCCAGCCAUGGAGAUCUUCAUGGUGAAGAUCUUCAUGCUGUUAGUGGUGGGCAUCACCAGCGGCAUGUGGAUCUGGACCUCCAAAACCCUGCAGUCCUGGCAGAAUGUCUUCAGCAGGAAGCUGAAGAAGCGUGCCAGGAGAAAGCCAGCCAGUGUGUUUACCGGUGGCAGUGGCGGAGGCUACAUCAAACCUCAGCCCCCCCUAAAAAGCCACAGUACCAAGUAUGAGCUUGCAGGAUCCCCCCCGACCUGCGUCUGAGGGACAUGCAUGUUCCCCUGACUCAGAUCCCAAACUCUUGUUACUUUUCCUACGAACACUUAACACCAACCAGACUCAUGAGCCGCAGUGCCAGCGGACAGGAAAUGUUAAAGGUUUAUAUUUAUUUUUUUAUGCAAGCUUAAUUGACAAAGAAAAUGCAAUGUGUUCACAUAACACUCGUUUUUUUCCCAUUUCAAUUUAUGUCAAGCACUGAGAUCAGCGCUGAAAACGGUAUUGACGGGGUGAAAAAAAAACUACAGUGGGGGAAAAAAAGUUUUGAGACCAGGAUGACGGGGUGAACAGCUUCUGUGCGCCACUGAGUUGCUAAAUGACGUGCAAUAGAUGUUUUCCUUAGUUACAUAAAAAAAAACGAGACACGAGUACUGUAGAGGCAGAUAAAAGACAAUGAGAGUACCCCACAAACGGUGCGGGAGAAUGGCCCAGUGAGACCGGACGCCUUUUAGUGACGCGUCCCUUGGCUUUUUAAUGGAAAUUAAGUCAGUGUCAUACAUGCUGGGACUCAUUCUUAGAAAAAGCCUGCAGUUGAAAAGGACCCGAAAGUGUAUGGACGACCCGUGGGGAAGAAAAGAAUCUCCGGCCAUCCAUAAAUCAACAAGCACUAUAUAUAUGGCAAAACGUAUUUGUACGGCCAGUUCCUCUCCUUUUGUAUUUUAUUUUCUCCCUGUGCCUUUUGUAGCACAAUGAAACAUUUGUAUAUAUUUCUAAAGCAAAAGUUCAUUAUUUUAUAAAGAAAAUAAAUAAAACAUUCUAGUUUUAAACUGUG
Molecule: messenger RNA, 4034 nt
Organism: Paramormyrops kingsleyae
Lineage: Eukaryota; Metazoa; Chordata; Actinopteri; Osteoglossiformes; Mormyridae
Gene: fzd10
Product: frizzled class receptor 10
Biological process (GO): non-canonical Wnt signaling pathway; canonical Wnt signaling pathway
Cellular component (GO): membrane
Molecular function (GO): Wnt-protein binding; transmembrane signaling receptor activity
Source: RefSeq, a predicted model, not a curated record